Messenger RNA from Vicia faba (fava bean), 504 nucleotides. NCBI's taxonomy places the organism in Eukaryota, Viridiplantae, Streptophyta, Magnoliopsida, Fabales, Fabaceae. The record is from the annotation of a GenBank genome assembly.
AUGACUCUUAUUGAAUCAACUCCCGAUGCCAAAACCGGUGCUCUGAUCAGACAGGAUCCGCUGUUGAUGCCAGAUCCAGAGCCGCUUUUUUCCAAGUGCUAUAAGAUUAAAGGCUCUUCUUGCUCAACGAGCCCAGAAGGUACUGAUUCUGAAAGUUGCUGGAGAGCCAGAGGUUACCUGCCAGGUGACCAUACAGUCAAAGCCCGGGGAGCCAGAAAAGGUAGUGUUAGACAAAGCCUCUCCCCAGAUGACCCAAGAUAUCAAGCCUCUGUACGUCAAAGCUCACUUGAACGGGAAGCCCGUAUCACAGAUAUUGGAGGACCUGAUGUCAACGGAGGUUUCAGUUGUGGCCUUUACUGGGGGAACCCUUCCUUGCUUUCUUAUAUUGUAUUCACUUCAAUCGCUCCUGAAUCGGUGGAUCAAAGAUCGGAAUACCUGACUUUCACUGCUAGAGGUGGAUUGGAUGAGAGGCCGCUAUUUGCUUGCUUCUCCUGUUCGCUCUAG